AUGCUUUCCGAAAUUUUUUUUAGUAAUGACGUAUCUGUAAAAGAUAGACGUGGUGGAAAAAGGCAGAGACGCGAGCCUCAGUGGAAAGAAAAGAUUAUCGAGUACAUAAAAUCAAUACCGGCUCAAGAAAGUCAUUAUAGUCGAAAUGACGCUCCUAAUAGAAAAUAUCUCCCAACAGAACUUAGUGUGGUCAAACUAUAUAAAGGGUUUUUAGAAAAGCACCGUGAUGGAUCUACUAAGCCACCAGUAUCUAGGCAAUGGUUUAAUGAAAUAUUUUUGACCGAGUUUAAUCUUUCUUUCAAGCCUCCGCGAGUAGACACAUGCCCGACGUGUGACUCUUCUAAAAUCGAAAUAGAUACUGCUCCAACUGAAGUAGUAAAAGACCUCGCUAAGCAAAAGUUGGACUUUCAUCACAAGCAAGCUGAGAUGGCCAGAAAACUAAUAAAUAAUGAUGGAGCAGACUUUAGAUGCCCUAAUUCAGAUGUUCGAGUGGUUCAGUUCGAUCUCCAGCAACAUAUGUACCUCCCAACAUUAACCCAUACACAGAUGUACUACAGUCGUCAGCUGGCGUUUGUCAAUAUGGGAAUUCACUUGGAGGACGAAGGAAAGGGCAUCAUGUUUCUCUGGAAUGAAACUGUUGGGCAAAAGGGUUCCAACGAGAUCGCUUCCUGUCUUUAA
Molecule: messenger RNA, 678 nt
Organism: Parnassius apollo (apollo)
Lineage: Eukaryota; Metazoa; Arthropoda; Insecta; Lepidoptera; Papilionidae
Source: the annotation of a GenBank genome assembly